Messenger RNA from Trichechus manatus latirostris (Florida manatee), 6931 nucleotides. It is a transcript of the gene CDK5RAP2, whose product is annotated as CDK5 regulatory subunit associated protein 2. The transcript is spliced from 38 exons. Bases 1132 to 6717 code for a protein of 1861 amino acids. Gene Ontology annotation, cellular component: microtubule plus-end; pericentriolar material; perinuclear region of cytoplasm. The record is from RefSeq and is a predicted model, not a curated record. Gene Ontology annotation, molecular function: transcription cis-regulatory region binding; gamma-tubulin binding; microtubule binding. NCBI's taxonomy places the organism in Eukaryota, Metazoa, Chordata, Mammalia, Sirenia, Trichechidae. Gene Ontology annotation, biological process: positive regulation of DNA-templated transcription; positive regulation of microtubule polymerization; centriole replication.
CGAAGAUGAUUUUUCGUAUUUCGGUAUUCUUUGCUUUGUUAUAUAUUUAUAGCCCACCUGGUUCCAAGAAGGAUUUGAGGUGACUUUAGUUUAUAUGUUCCUCCUUCCCCCAGUAGUUUUGGGCAUAUUCUACUUAAGUUUUUCAGUUAUUUUUAUAGCAGGCACAUUUUAUGUAAUUAUUCUCUUGAUGUUGGAAUUUGAUGAUAUUUCCAAAUUUUUGCUUAGUCCUAAUCUUGAAGGCCUAUUCCAAUUCCAGAGUUCAGUGAACAGGCAGAAUUGUCCCAGGAACAGAAUGAAUUUAUAUUUAGAAGCAUGGAAAGAGCAAAUUGCCAAGAAGUCAAGCUGGGCUUUCAUCAACUCCUAGUUUAUAGCUUCAGACAAUGGAAGAAUUAUUCGGGGUUAGACAUAAAAAGCCUGGGUUCUGGAUUUGGUUCUGCACUUAACUGCCAUGUGAUCUGGGCUAAGCCACGAAAAUUGUAUGGGUCUUAAUGCCUUCCUUUGAAAAUUGCAUGGGCCCUCAGGAAAUUGGGCAGUUCUAAUGACAUUAAGUCUUUUAUAAAUUAUAAAGCAGUUUAUGUUUCAAGGUGACAAUGAUAUUUUGCCCCCAUUUGUGGAGUACCCACAACAUGCUAGGUACCUUGUUGGGCACUAAUGUUGUGUUUAAUUCCCAAUCAUUCUCUGAAAUAGCUGUUGUUCACCUUUUGCAGAUGAAGGAAGUGAGACUUGGAGAGGUUAAAUAACUUGUCUGCGAUGGUACAGUACGUGGCAAAGCUUAGAAUAGAAUCCAAGUGGCCUUGUUCCCAAUUUACCAGACGACCUGGAUGGCAUCACCCCCAAUGCUGGUUUUGGAAAUGGUGUGCUCCCAAAUGUGUCAGAAGAAACAGUAUCUCCCACCAGAGCACGGAACAUGAAGGACUUUGAAAAUUUGUCUUUACAGAACAGAGCGGGACUGUCUCUGGAUUUAAUUUAGAAUACUCAUUACUGCUAAUAGUUAUCUGCAAACCGCCAGUGACCAAUUGAAGAAAUGACUUGUCAGAUCUCUAAUGGAAACAAGUAAUUUCUGAGCAAAUCACUGAAUUGAAGAAAGAAAACUUUAACCUAAAGCUCCGCAUCUAUUUCCUUGAGGAAAGGAUGCAACAGGAAUUUGAUGGCCACACUGAACAUAUCUACAAAACUAACAUUGAGCUCAAGGUGGAAGUAGAAAGUCUGAAGCGGGAGCUCCAGGAGAGAGAGCAGUUGCUUAUCACAGCCUGCAAAGCAGUUGAGAGCUUAGCUGAAGGGGGUGGCUCUGAAAUUCAGCGGGUGAAAGAAGAUGCUCGGAAGAAGGUGCAGCAGGUUGAAGAUUCCCUAACCAAGAGGAUACUCCUUUUAGAAGAGGACGUGAAAGCCGCCCAAGCAGAACUGGAAAAGGCCUUUAGAGGGACCGAAAAGGAGAAGGCUCUUCGGCUGAGCUUGGAAAACAAGCUUUUAGAGAUGAAGAAGAUGCAUGAGGGUGACUUGAAGAUGGCUCUGGUCCUGGAGGAAAAAGACAGACUGAUUGAGGAGUUGAAGCUGUCUUUGAAGAGCAAAGAAGCUUUAAUUCAGUGCCUUAAAGAGGAGAAAUCUCAGAUGGCAUCUCCUGAUGUGAAUAUGUCAUCUGGAGAGCUCCAAGGACUUUCUGCUCCUCUAAGGGAAGAAAAGGAAAGAGAAACUGAGGCUAUACAUAUGGAGCAUCAGAAGGAGAGAAAUUGCUUUGAAGAGAGGAUCCAGGCACUUCAGGAGGACCUAAGAGAGAAGGAAAGAGAAAUUGCUACAGAAAAGAAGAAUAGUUUAAAGCGGGAUAAAGCCAUUCAGGGUCUAACCAUGGCAUUAAAAUCAAAGGAAAAAGAGGUUGAAGAACUUAACUCUGAGAUCGAAGAGCUCAGUGCUGCCUUUGCUAAAGCCAGAGAGGUCUCCCAGAAAGCACAGACCCAGAAAUUCCAGGGAUCUGAAGAAUAUGAGGCUGCCCUGUCAGAAAAGGAAGCCCUUUUGGCUGAAUUGCGCUCACAAAACCUCACGAAGAAUACAGAGAACCACAGACUAUGUAGGAACAUUAAGAAGGUCACCCAGGAGCUGAGCGAUUUACAGCAGGAGAGGGAGAGACUAGAAAAGGACCUGGAGGAAGCUUAUCGAGAGAAGAGCAAAGAAGACUGCACCAUCCUUGACCUUAGAAAUCAAGUUGAGAAACUACGUGAUGAAGUGACUGAAAGAGAGAAAGCAGUGGAGAAUCGCUACAAGAGUCUUUUGAGUGAAAGUAAUCAAAAAUUGUGCAGUCAAGAGCAAGAGAUCAAACGUCUAACAGAAAGUGUCAAUCAAAAGGACUUGUUGCUUAUGAAAGUCAAUGAAAAAGAUUUGGAAGCAAUUCAACAGAGCUGUCAUUUAAUGACUGCAGAGGAUUUUGAGUUCAAGAAUGAAGGCUUAAUAACAGGAAAGUGCUCUCAGCAGCCACCAGCCAGCAAAAUCAUCUUCUUCGAGGAAAAGAAACAAUCAGACUAUGAAGAGCUGAUUCAGGUCUUAAAGAAAGAGCAGGACAUCUAUUCCCGUCUGGUGAAAUCUCUUCAGGACUCAAACAGUAUCAACAACCUGCAGGCUGAGUUAAACAACAUUUUUGCCCUGCGGAAGCAACUGGAGCAGGAUGUGCUCUCCUAUCAGAAUUUGCAGAAGACCUUGGAGGAGCAGAUCAAUGAAAUUCGGAGGCGGGAAGAAGAAACAUUUUCAUUUUAUAGUGAUCAGACAUCUUAUUUGAGUAUUUGCCUUGAAGAGCACAAUCGGCUACAAGUGGAGCAUUUUUCUCAAGAAGAACUUAAGAAAAAGGUCAGUGACCUUAUACAGCUAGUGAAGGAACUGUAUACAGACAACCAGCACCUGAAGAAAACCAUUUUUGAUCUUUCCUGCAUGGGCUUCCAGGGAAGUGACAGACUUGAGUCAGUAGAACAAACAGAGGAAGUCUUUGGAGACCUUUCACCAACACUUUCUGGAGAGUGGUGGAAGCAAAGCCACAGUCAGAAGCUUCUGGCUAGCAAGGAGGAUGAGGACAUGAUCAAAAUUGGAGAAGAAUCAGACAAGAAUCAUUUCCUGAGUGACCAGCGUUUGGAGCAGAGUAAUGAGGUUAUGGAGGACUGUUCCAAAGGAGGCUGCAAAAAUGGAUAUUUAUGGCACACAGAGUCCAGUGUUUUGGACUAUGAUGGAGCCUGCAAACCUGGCUGCCCUGGAGACCAGAGUCUAGAAGAAGGAGAGCUCAUAAACUUGCUUGCCCCUUUCUUGAAUGAGAAGGCCACAUCGUUACUAGUUUCCAGGCCAGACCUUCUCCAAACGUUACAUGAACUACUUCUGGAACAAAUAUGCUUGACAAAGCAGGAUGUUUCUGGAGAAGACCUUGAUGGUAAAACCAAGAAGACACUUAAGCAAAUGGCUAUUCAGCUAAGAGGUGAACUCAGACGUUUCAUCCAAGCCAACUCAUUUUCCAAGCCACAUGAUGAACUGAAGUCGCCUUGGGGAGCCCAGCUAGUAAAGUUGGGUGAAGUGUCCAAGGUGGAGCUGAAAGACGCUUCAAUGCAGACCGUGGUCAUGGAGGGCAACACUCUCAGAUUCAAACACGAAGGAAUGAGAGAGGCUUGGGAAGAGAAACCAACAGAUGCUGUAUUCAGUGCUGAGCAUCAGCCAGAGAACUUGCAUAGGAUGCCAGGGAGGCAGGGCACUCCCCUUUCUCUCCCGAGUGGGACUGACAAAGAUGCUAAGAAAUCCCGCUUGCCGAUCCUGAUAAAACCAUCCCGGUCAUUAGAAAAUGUGUAUCGGCUCUCUGCUACCCAGGAGGUGGUGGCCCAGCUGCAAGGCCAGAUCAUGGAGCUGCAGGGGGAAUUGAAGGAGUUUAAAACUCACAACAAACAGCUUCACCAAAAAUUAAUUCUGGCUGAAGCAAUGAUGGAGGGCAAGCCAAUGGCAGACAAAAUGCUACUGAAUGCCCAGCCCCUUGUGGGAACAGCCUACCAGGGCAGCCCAGGAGAGCAAAAAGGAAUUAAAACCACACCCUGUGUUUGGAGAGACAAGGAAAUGGACAAUGAUCAGCAAACAAGCUACGAGACUGACUCUGAAAUUUACCAGCCUGAUGACCUUGCCAUCUUGCCAACAUGCAAAGAAAGUCCUUCCGAAGAUUUUCAGGGCACAACUUCAGUAGCUACUUAUGUGAGUUCUAAGAGUCAGCUUUCUGUUAAAGUGAACAUGAUUGAGACUGAUCAGUCUGAGAACAUCGAUGCCUCAAAUGGUACAGAAUACUUAAAACAGAAAAUCCGUGACUUAGAAACUGAGCUCAAGGGCUACCAAAGUUUCAUAUUUCAGCUUCAAUCAGGGAAACACUCCCAGUGCAGUGAGGCCAUUAUCACCGUUUUGUGUGGGACAGAAGGGGCCCAGGAAGGCUUGAACAAGCCCAAGGGUGGUACUGACGAUGAAGAAAUGACCUUCUCAAGUUUGCACCAAGUACGUUAUGUGAAACACAUGAAAAUCCUCCAUCCCAUGGCCCCAGAGACGACUGAUGGCGGGAUGCUGGAGAGCCUCAAACAGCAGCUGGUGGAACAGGAAUAUGAGCUGCAGAAAGAGCAGAAUUUGAACAUGGAACUGUUCAGUGAAAUCCAUAAUCUGCAGAAUAAGUUCCGAGACCUCUCACCCUCAAGAUACGAUUCAUUAGUUCAGUCCCAAGCCAGAGAGCUCUCCCUUCAACGACAGCAGAUUAAAGACAGCCAUGACAUCUGUGUCAUUUAUCGUCAACAUAUGAACACCAUGAUGAAGGCGUUCGAGGAGUUGCUGCAGGCUAGCGAUGUUGACUGCUAUUUGGCUGAGGGUUUCCAGGAGCAGCUGAAUCAGUGUGCUGAACUGCUGGAGAAAUUGGAAAAGUUGUUUCUCAAUGGAAAGUCAGCUGAGGUGGAAGUGAGCGCCCAGAAUGAACUGAUGGAGAGGAUUGAGGAAGACAACUUAACCUACCAACAUACUAUACCUGAAUCUCCUGAGCCUUCAGCCUCUCACGCACUGUCUGAUUGUGAAAUGUCCGAAAAGUCCUCUUUCUUCUCACGAGACCAGAAGCAAGAUAGCGAGAUUGAGAAGAUUUCGGUUAUAGCUAACAGUAUUUCUCAAGACUUACUAAUGGAACAUAUACAAGAAAUUCGCACUUUGAGAAAACGUUUAGAAGAAUCUAUCAAAACAAAUGAGAAACUGCGGAAACAGCUGGAACGGCAAGGGUCUGAAUUUGAUCAAGGUUCUGCAAACAUUUUUGCUUAUGGUUCAGAGCUACAUAAUUCUCUGACAUCAGAAAUUCAUUUCCUGAGGAAGCAGAACCAGGCCCUCAAUAUGAUGCUUGCUAAAGGAUCCAGAGAUAAACAGAAGGAGAAUGAAAGAUUGCGAGAGUCCCUCUCCAGGAAGAUUGCGAACCUUGAGAACCUUCAGCAAAAGUAUUCCUCUGUGAAGGGAGAAAAUGAAAGGCUGCAGAAGGAAGUCAGUGAGAAAGAGAGACACAACCAGCAGCUGGUCCAGGAGAUCUACGACAGACGCAAGGAGCUGAGCAGGGCACAGGAGGAGGUGAAGUUGAGGCAGCAACUGCUCUUGCAGAAUGACAAGCUACUCCAGUCCCUUCGAGUAGAGCUGAAGGUAUAUGAGAAGCUGGAUGAAGAACACAGGCGACCAAGAGAGGCCAGAGCAGAGGCGUCGGGAGAAGGCUGGAAGGGGCAGGACCCGUUCAGUGACCUGCAUGGCCUCCUGAGAGAGAUCCAGGCUCUGCGGGUGCAGUUAGAGAGGAGCAUCGAAACCAACAGCAACCUACAGAGCAAGCUCGAGGAGCAGCUGGCGAAGGAUGGUAGCAGAUGUUCCAUGGCAAACGAGAAUUCAUAUGAUCUGUUUGAUUCUACCCUGGCAGUGCCACCAAAAUUAGCUUCAGAGACCCUUCUACUGUAUGGAGAUGACGUGGACUCUCUCUCCUGUGACAGUGGCAGCUCAGCCACCAGCAGCCCGUCCACGAUCCGCCUGGUCCCUGGCCACCGCCUGUGGGCCAGCAAGAGUGGCCGCCACGUCUUGGGCCUGAUCGAAGACUACAAUGCCCUGCGCAAGCAGAUUGGCCAGGGCCAGAGGCUCCUUGCUAAAAUGGACGUUCAAAUCCAGGAGGUUUCUAGCCCCACAGUUCGAGAGCUAGGAACAAAGGGUCCAUACUCAACGCCUCUGAGCCGUUUUGUCACCAGUGUGAAUACAGCCAAGCUGAUCCUGGAAGAAGCCUCGAGGUUAUUGAAGCUUCUCUGGAGAGUCUCACUCCCCACAGAUGGCCAGUGCACCCUUCACUGUGAGCAGAUUGGAGACAUGAAGGCAGAGAUCACCAAAUUACAAAAAAAACUGUUUGAGCAAGACAAGAAAUUGCAAAACACUGCCAAGCUCUUGCAGCUGAGCAAGCAUCAGGAGAAGGUUAUCUUUGACCAGUGUAAGUGUGGGGUCAGGGUGGAGGUGGGGUGGGCGACCACCUUGUUGGAUCACUUCUGGCUUCUAUUCAUAAUUUAUGCCCACAUCAUUUGUAAUCUUGCCUCCUAUUUAUGGGCUUCUUUUUAUACUUCAUCCUUUCCUACUGGCACAGACAAAUGUAUUCACUUAACGAAGACCUAUGUGGAGGGGCCACUCGAUGCCAGGUGCUGUCACCUGUUUGAGGAGACAGGUGCAUGGGACGUGCAGUGAUGGGAAAGUGCAUAGAGUGUCACAGGAGCACUGAGGAGGAAGUGGGGUGGGCAUCACUCUGGGAGGUGGGCUUCUUGGAUGAAGUGACACCUGAGCUGAGUCUGAAAGGAGGAGUAGGUGUUAGAUGGACGGGACAGUGGCUGUCCAGGCAGAGGGAGCAGCAUGGACAAAGGCAUAGAGGCAGGAAGUAAGGUCUUGUAUGUGAGAAACCAAA